AAUCAUCACUUGGCCGGCCAGGGACUCCAUCAGUCCAUGAUCCACGGAUUUCUACAACAUAGAAGUCGUGUCUCCUCUUUCAAAGUAGGUUUUUGUAGAGUGCACGAAAAUGGUGUGGAUUGGGAUUUCGUCGCUCUUCCUGGCAUUGUUGCCGCUUGCCCUGACACAGGAUCAGUGCGAAGUCUCACGUCUUGUGAAGUCUCCACGCCGCACAGCUCCGCACAUAGAGGACUCGGCGCGACCUGAAAUCACCAAUGGCCAGGCCUGCGGCAGUGAUCCUCGCCGAGAGUCGCGUCGAAUGAGGCUCAACAUCAACGUCCAAAGCGCGUCGUGUGAACCAGUGGCAAACGCCCGGAUAUUCCUCAGCCAAGCUGACUCCCAUGGCAAUGAGCUUGCCGACUGCGGGGGAGAAAUAUCAACAUUGUCUUAUGGAAGUGGCAGCGUUAUGACCGUCACACCUGGUCGCUACCACGACAUUAAGCACCCCGGGUCCAAACGCCCGCGUCUGUUUCAGCUGGAAGUCAGAGCACCAGCUGGCUGUGCGUACGCAGGACUUGAGGAGGACGAGCCAUACUUUACCCAGUUUUAUUUUCGCAAGGACAAAACUCGUCACUCCGACCCGUGCCCGAACGAUCAGUGCCAUGCCGACAAGCCGAAACAGAUCCUCACCUGCAGCCGCAUUGCUGGACUUCGGCAGUGCACAGCACGAAUCACUGUGCCGCAAGUAUUGUGCGAACAUGCCCCAACUUUCUCACGUUCCAUGCCCACACGCGCUAUGCCAGUGGAACCGGUGACUACAGAGCCAGUAUGCACUCGUCCAAGUGCCACCCAGUGGGACACGCCUGGACCGUUCUACAUAGACAACCAGCCGUACCGCAACCCGAUGUGCUCUGAGGAUAUCAACCACGCAAGCACGACGAAGCUCAAGCUCCACGUGCGUCUGACCGAUCGAUCGUGUCGCACGCUCACGGGAUUUAAUAUCGAUGUAUGGUCCGCUAACAGCCAGGGACAAUACGUUCCGUACUGUCGCUCUCUUCUUCCCACUAACGGCUCAGGAAUGUUUACGCUAGACACUCUGAAGCCAGGGAGGUACCCUGGCCGGCCACAGCAUCUGCACUUUCUCGUCCAUGGCACAAAGGUGGGAAAUAUGUGCUACAGAGAGUUCACAACGCAAUCCUACUUUCCGGAGAGAUUCGACUAUUCAGCACUUGUCAAGUCUUGCAGGGAUCGCACUGCCGCAGGAGGCACUUCCACUGACCUGGAAUGCGACUUCCCAAUUAUCCUCAACGACCCACGGCCGUGCUGAAUAUCGGGCCUGUGUUAUGAAAACACAAUACUCUGCUUAUCUGUUGCCGUUCGCCACUAUGCCACUACUAUAAGUGUGUGUUAUGUGUUGCUAAAUACUCUGUGCAAUUUCGCCAUGUACCGGGCAUGGAACAGAUGACCUAAUUCCUCUCUUAUUCUAUGUCUGGUAGUGUAAGGCUGGCUGUUGAUGGCAUGGAUCCAUUUUGUCAACCGUUGAAUGAAUCUUCCUACGCACAAAUUGCCGAAAUCAUGAUCACAUGAUCACAUGAUCACAUUAACCAUAGUCACUUUAAAAUAUUCAAUGCCGUAAAUAUACAAAAUUUCGGCGCUGCAAAAUUUCGGCACUUCACGAUUUUUGACAUUUCGGCGGCGAUUUAUUUUCGGCGUGGGGUAGAGGGCACGGUAUAGUGCGACAGAUGCUGUGAAAAAUUUCAUCGGCGUUUUAAUUUAGGCGUUUUGGGUAGGUGCCGAAUAUAGCCGAAAUUAAAUAGCUGCCGAAAAUUUGUAUAUUUACAGUAGUCAAUCAUAGAAGCCAUAGCCAUAGUAGUAAUAUUCGUCGGGGUGCUUUCAAAUCAUAGGGUCUUUAUCCCUGCAGUUAACCAGUAAGUCCCUGCCACUGGAUUUACCGGGUGCUAGCGGCCGUCGUGAGUUCCCAAGGGGAAUGGACAGGAGCAUUUACUCCUUUAUUUUUUUUUACAAAAAUUGCGCCUGUUGCUUGGA
Molecule: messenger RNA, 2025 nt
Organism: Sycon ciliatum
Lineage: Eukaryota; Metazoa; Porifera; Calcarea; Leucosolenida; Sycettidae
Exons: 6
Coding region: 110-1306 (398 amino acids)
Molecular function (GO): oxidoreductase activity, acting on single donors with incorporation of molecular oxygen, incorporation of two atoms of oxygen; iron ion binding
Source: RefSeq, a predicted model, not a curated record